AUGGCAACGCUCGAGUUCUUCUGCAACCGGCUCUCCAUUGUUGCUCUCAUGGAGCUCUCCACCUACCUCUCACCGCCACCACUCCCCUCCUCGCCAGCUGGCACAACAAGCGCAGCUCCUAUGCCUCCCACUGCUAACCUCCCGGCCCCUGCUCUCCCGGCUGCUGCUUCCGCUGCUGAUAUUGGCAGCCCUGGGAUGGAAGGCAGGAGCAACAGGGGAGGGGAUGAAGGGAGGAAGGGAGAGGGUGUGGAGGAGAAGGGGGAGCGGGAGGGGCAGAUGGGGCGGGAGGCGGUGAAGGGGUUGUUGGGGCGGGGCAAGGCGCGGGUGGUGUUUGGGCUGCACAUGGCCAUGCAGCACGCACGCGUCUUCCUUAACCUUGAGGACGGCAGACAGCUUGCCAUGCUGGAACAGGAGAGGCUGAGCGUGCAGGUCAAGGUAUUUCCGGCAUCGACACGUGUCAACGCCUCAUUGGGCAAUCUGCGGCUGUGCAACCUGCAGCUGCCACCAUCACACCCCUGGCGAUGGUUCUGUGACCUGCGGGACAAGCAGAGCGCCUCGCUGGUUGAGAUAGAGUACAACUCAUACAACCCGGACGACGACGACUAUGAGGGCUUUGAGUACAGCAUUGAUGGCAAGCUGUCCGCUGUGCGCCUCAUCUUCCUCUACCGCUUCGUGCAAGAGUUCAUGGCGUACUUCUGGGGGCUGGCUGCGCCGGGGGUGCGGCAGGAGAUGGUGGUGCGAGUGGUGGACGCGGUGGGCGGCAUCGAGCGGCGCAUCCAGCAGUGGGAGGUGGCGGGCAGCAGCGGCAUCCGCUACAACGUCUCCCUUGACGCGCCCAUCCUCAUUCUGCCUCGCACCACCGACAGCCAAGAGUUCAUGCAGCUGGGGCUGGGGCACAUGGGCAUCCGGAGCAGCGUGGAGUGGCGUGGUGGCAAGUCCAUUGAGGAUGCCGGUGCUGUGCGCUGUGAUGUGAUUACAGUGGAGAGUCGAGACGUGAGUCUGCUGGUGGGAGCGGAGGGUGUGGCGGGGGCGGCCAUGAUAGAGCGCAUGGCGGGGCUGACACUCACCAUCCAGCGCCAACUCAGAGACCUCUUCAAGAAGCUGCCCACCUACCAGUUCCACAUCCACAUGGGCGAGCUGAGGGUGGUGAUGAGCCACCGCGAGUACCUCAUCAUCUGCGACUGCCUCUUCGCCAACCUCGCCGAGCCCCCUCAGCCCCCACCCUACUUCCGCCUCCCCCCGCCGUCCACCUCCUCGUCCACCCAGCCCUCCCAUCCCACUCCCUCCGCCCAAGUCACGAGCCCCACCUCUCUGUCGUCCCCGCGCUCGCCCACGCCUCCAUCCUCGCCCCCUCCUACUACUGUUGUGGCUGGCGGACAAACGGGCGAGGGCAAGGGUGCGCAGGGGGCACAAGGGGAAGGCGGGCAGGGGAGGGCAGGCGAGGUGGCGAAGGCGGGAGGGGCAGGAGGGGCGGGGGCAGCAUUCACGUACUUCAGAGUGCUGGUGGACGUGCAGCACGUGCAGAUGGAGCUCUUCACCGGCCACACCCGCGACUCCUCCCUCGCCCUGCUGCAGGUCCGUGCACUGCCUCGCCCUGCUGCAGGUCCGUGCACUGCCUCGCCCUGCUGCAGGUCCGUGCACUGCCUCGCCCUGCUGCAGGUCCGUGCACUGCCUCGCCCUGCUGCAGGUCCGUGCACUGCCUCGCCCUGCUGCAGGUCCGUGCACUGCCUCGCCCUGCUGCAGGUCCGUGCACUGCCUCGCCCUGCUGCAGGUCCGUGCACUGCCUCGCCCUGCUGCAGGUCCGUGCACUGCCUCGCCCUGCUGCAGGUCCGUGCACUGCCUCGCCCUGCUGCAGGUCCGUGCACUGCCUCGCCCUGCUGCAGGUCCGUGCACUGCCUCGCCCUGCUGCAGGUCCGUGCACUGCCUCGCCCUGCUGCAGGUCCGUGCACUGCCUCGCCCUGCUGCAGGUCCGUGCACUGCCUCGCCCUGCUGCAGGUCCGUCGCUCCCGUGCUCUCCCGCAGAUCGAGGGGCUGUGGGUGGAGUACCGAACAACCAGUGCGCGGGAGAUGGAGGUGAUGCUCUCACUGCCCACCAUGGCCAUCAUCGACCGCCGCGCCGCCACGCGCCAGGAGCUGCGCCUCAUGAUGGGCUCCGCGCUGCACGCCCACUCCCAUGCACCGCCCGCCCCCCCGGGGCACGGCGAAGUGCCGGCAGGGGUUAAGGCAGGGGGGGCGGCAGAUGAGGGAAGAGGGCGCCAGAUGGGGGGAGGGUCACCGCCAGUGGCGCUGAGCAUGGUGGUGCUGAACUACUCCACUCGCCCCGCUGCGCGCGCCGUGGUGCUGCGCUUCCAGCGGCCUCGCGUGCUGGUGGCCCUCGACUUCCUCCUCGCCGUCACCCACUUCUUCUUCCCUUCGCUCGCUGCCUCCUCCGGCAACGACACUGACAGGGACGAGCGAGACGACCCUGCCAGCCUGGCGCAUGCUGUGGUGCUGACAAGUGGCACGACGCGACAAGCGAAGGCGGUGGUGACGGUGUCACCGCAGCGGCAGCUGAUAGCGGAGGCGGCGGGGGUGGACGAGUACGAGUACGACGGGUGCGGGGGGGUGCUGCGCCUCCUGCCCUCUGAUGCCCAGGGGGGCACAGCCGUGCCGGCGGGCAAGCAGCAGGGCGAGGGCGUGGCGGGCGGGCCGGUGAUAGUGGUGGGCAACGGGAAGCACCUGCGCCUCAAGAACAUCACUGUGGAGAGUGCGUGGGCGUGGGAGCAGAGUGUGUACCUGGGGUGCGACAGCAGCUUCACUGCCGACCCUGAGGACGGGGUUAUCUGGCGCCACACCCCCCUCGCUCCUGGCCCCAACGCUGCUGGGGGCGCAGGCAGCAGAGAGAGCAGCGGGGCGGAGGCAGGAGGUGCAGGGGUGGGUGGGGAGGCUGAGGUGCCUCCGGAGCAGACCUCCUUCUCCUUUGACCUUCAGGUGCGCGGACUGUACCUUCAGGCGGUGGGGCCGGAGCUGACGUUCUACGACAGCACCAAGUGGCCUGCCGGCAUCCCCUUCCGCCCUGAGAGGAUUCUGCGCGCCUCCUUUGACGUCAGCCUGCUGUAUGCGGCCAAGGGCGCGGACACGUGGGUGAAGGGGACGGUGCGCGGGCUGCUGGUGGAGACGGCAGCGGGGCUGGCGGUGGUGGAGCCGGUGGACGCCCACUGUGAGCGCGAGUGCGUGGCCGGCAAGACCUCCCUCGAGCUCGCCUGCACCGAUGUGUCGCUGCGCCUGCCCUUCCACUCGCUGCGCCUGCUGCACCGCCUGCACGCCGACACCGCUGCCGCCCUCAAGCUGGGCGGCGGGCCCGUGGCGGCACAGACUCACAGGAGGGAAGGGAAGGAGGGGAGGGCGAGCAGCCCAUCACGCUGUGGCGGCCCUGUGCGCCUGCAGGCUAUGCCAUCCUGGGCGACUGCGCCACGGUGGGGUGAGCCCAUCAUAGCUGAUCUGAGUUUCCCUCAGCUGUUAAUUAUUUGGGGCACUCACCACUGCGUGUUGCCCUCAUCUGCACUGCGUGUUGCCCUCAUCUGCACUGCGUGUUGCCCUCAUCUGCACUGCGUGUUGCCCUCAUCUGCACUGCGUGUUGCCCUCAUCUGCACUGCGUGUUGCCCUCAUCUGCACUGCGUGUUGCCCUCAUCUGCACUGCGUGUUGCCCUCAUCUGCACUGCGUGUUGCUGUCCUCCCUCUGCACCUUGUCUCCAUGCUGCCCUGCCAUCUUCUUUUCUUCUUCACCUCCGCACAUCUUCUCUUGUAUUUCCACCCCACCCACCACCCCCUACGUGUGUGGGUGCCACACAUGGCAGGGCGGCGCCACCAGAGCACGCGGUGCUGGCGGUGAGCACGGCCUUCAGGCGUGUCAAGCGCCCCCUCGGCUUCUCCCUGCUCUGGUGCUCCCACGCGCCCGCUGCCGCCCCAGCACAGGAGGCAGCGGACGUGGCAGCGGGCGGGGAGGGAGGGGACGACACGCACUGCCGCAUCUGGCUGCCGCUGGCGCCGCCCGGCUAUGCUGCGCUGGGAUGCGUGGCGGCCGUGGGGCGAGCGCCGCCACACGUGUCCACGGUGCACUGUGUGCGCUGCGACCUGCUCACGCCCUCCUCCCUCAGCGACUGCAUCUUCUACCGCCCGGGUGCCAGGUCGCCUACGAGUGACGCUAGCGGCACGGAGCGGGGUGGCAACACCGGGGGCGGGGCGAGCAUGUGGGUGGUAGGCAACUCCAUGCGCACCUUCUUCGCCUGCCAGGGCACGGCCCCGCCACCACCCGCCGUGCUGAGGGACCUGCGGGAGGAUCUGCGCUUCCACCCCGCCACCACCGCACCCGACCCUGAUGACACCGACCCAGAAGCUUCCUCUCACUCCCCCACCUCCACGUCGCUCACCUGCGUGCCUUCCGGGCGGUUAGAAUCGCUCGCCCGCCUGCCCUCCUCGCGCUUCCAACCGCCCCUCGCUGCCUCCGCCUCCGCUCUGGCUGGUGCGGCGGGGGCGGCGGCGCGGCCAUUCGUGCCGGCGGCGAGCUUUGAGCGCGUGUGGUGGAGCAAGGGCGCGGCGGGCGUGACAAGCCACGUGAGCUUCUGGCGGCCGGUGGCAGUGCCGGGCUAUGCCAUGCUGGGCGACUGUGUGGCGGACGGCUUCGACCCACCUGACGCGGGGCUGCUGCUGCUGGACGACCUGGACUCGGGCCGCGUGGCGGCGCCCCUCAGCUUCCUGCACAAGCUCACCCUCGCCGCACCCGCCUGGCCAGAGGAGGCCUCCGUAUGGUUCCCCCUGGCGCCGCCCGGCUACGUGGCGCUGGGCUGUGUGGUGACGCGCGGCCGCGAGCCCCCUUCUGCCGGGCUGGGUGUGCGCUGUGUGCGAGCUGACCUGCUGGCGCCCAAGGGCUUUGCAGGCCGGCCGGCAUGGACUGUUGGUGUGCCGCCCAAAGGAGAGUCCAUCGCCAGCUUCUGGCCCGUCAUCAACCAGGUGGGGCGGUGGGAGUGGGGCGGUGGGAGUGGGGCGGUGCGGUGGGAGUGGGGCGGUGAGAGUGGGGGUGGGGCGUGUUGCAUGUUUAACUGA
Messenger RNA from Closterium sp. NIES-65, 5082 nucleotides. Lineage: Eukaryota; Viridiplantae; Streptophyta; Zygnematophyceae; Desmidiales; Closteriaceae. The record is from the annotation of a GenBank genome assembly.